Molecule: messenger RNA, 4493 nt
Organism: Hippocampus zosterae (dwarf seahorse)
Lineage: Eukaryota; Metazoa; Chordata; Actinopteri; Syngnathiformes; Syngnathidae
Gene: plekhh1
Product: pleckstrin homology domain containing, family H (with MyTH4 domain) member 1
Exons: 29
Coding region: 2-4255 (1417 amino acids)
Cellular component (GO): cytoskeleton
Source: RefSeq, a predicted model, not a curated record
CAUGGCCGACGUGCUGGAGGGCGGCGCCGCCGCGGGACGCGUGGGAGCCUCCGGCGUGGAUUGGCAGAAGCGCUGCGUGGCUCUGGAGAUGCAGCUGCUGAGGUUCCGACUCCAAGCGGGGAAAAUCCGGGAGCUGCUAGCCGAGAAGAUGCAGGAGUUGGAGCAGCGGGUGAUCGAGGCCGACCGGCGUGCCGAGAACGCGGAGAAACAGAUCCACACCAUGGAGGAAAAACUCAAGUCGGCAAACGUACAAAACAGAGGGUCCGAAAGCUUAUUGAACAGGAAGUAUCAAGACCUGAGCGCCCGGGUCCAAGAAAAAGAUGCCACCAUCAAGAGAUUAGAGAUACAACUCGAAAAACAGAUCGUAGUCAGAGCCCAGGAGGCUAAAAUCAUUGAGGAGAAGGCGGCCAAGAUUAAAGACUGGGUGACGAUAAAGCUCCGAGAGCUGGAGCAAGAGAACCAGCAACUUCAAGAGGCCAACGGGAAGCAGACGCUGCAGAUCAGGUUACUGCAGGACAAGCUACAAGCUCUUUUAGAGAAACCGGUCCCGUAUCCCGCUGGGUCACCCGGAAGCUCCCCCAGGACAGACGUCCACCCGGGACGGAGCAGUCCCUUGUUUCCUCAUAGCGGUCCCGGUACGUCACCCUCAUCAGAUGACAGCAGGAGCCCGGCGGUCGCCCGCCUAGCCGCCAAGAACUUGCCAACGGAUUUGAAAAGAUCUCCAGAACUCACCCGUAAAGGGAUUUGCAAAGGCAGCAUUCCAAACCCCAAUCCUCACUCACAAGACCAAAGCAGGAACAACCCCGGACCAGAACCCGUCAGCUGCUCCGAGGGUAAAGACAACUCAGACGAACUGAACAGCAAGUUCCGCUCCCAGUGCCUUCACUCGUCCUCGUCAUCUUCAUCUUCUUCCUCAGCGUACGAGAUGGACCAAGGACCCCCCAGCUCCUCAAAGUCUUCCCUCCGGCACGUGACCCAAAGUGCAUCUGUGCCAUGCUCGCCCUCUACGAACAACCCCUUUGCCAAUCCCGCCCAGGCAGCGGGUCCCCAGUCAGUCGCCAGCCUGACUUUGCCCAAGAUCCGGACUCCGCUCACACCUCGGGACAGCAUCCAGCUGGUGAAGAAGCACUUCAGCCAGCCCCAGCACAGCCUGGACCGACUCCACCAGCUAGUCAGCAUCGACAUCAUGCCGUCCACUUGCUCCACCCUUACCGCCAGCACGUCGCCCUUCUCCCAUCCCGUCGAGGAAACGGACAUUGACGACAAGCUCCCAGAUAGCAUGGACGGCGUAGUGGAAGGGUCUGGAUCAGAGGAGCCCACGCAGCGGGACGGGCUCCCUCUUGUGGGUCGCUCAGAAGAAUUGGAGAGAUUGGAGCCUGAUGUUCUGAAACCACCGACGCCUCCCUUACAUCGCUUCCCUUCAUGGGAGAGUCGAAUCUACGCCGUGGCCAAGGCUGGAAUGAGAGUAUCUGAGUCGUCUCCUGGAGCCAGGUGCCCCGGUCGAGGGUCCAUCUUGCCCCCGUGCCCAGCGGCCAGUCCAUUUGCGCAGCUGAUUUACAAGAACAUCAGCGUUCCGGUGUACACCACACUUAAAGGGAAAGCCACUCAGAUCAGCGCGGUGCCCCUGCGGGAUAACGACGAUUCGAGUUCCGAGGAUGACAGCGGCUCCCUCGCCAGCUUGCGGACCUCCACGCUGAGUCCAGACAAGCGUGGCGGCGUCCCUGGGAGUCCACGUGCCGUCAAGAGAGGUGUGUCCAUGUCGUCCAUCAGCUCAGAGAGUGACUAUGCCAUCCCACCCGACGCCUGCUCCCUGGACAGUGACUACUCGGAACCAGAACACAAAGUCCAGAGGACCUCGUCUUACUCCUGUGAAAGCAACGGGCCUGAGACGCUGGAGAAGUGCGGCUACCUUCUGAAAAUGAGCAGUCAGGUGAAGGCAUGGAAACGUCGCUGGUUUAUCCUGAGGAAUGGAGAGAUCCUCUACUAUAAAUCUCCUAGCGACGUCAUCAGGAAACCUCAAGGUCAGAUUGAGCUCAACUCGUCCUGCCACAUCGUACGUGGAGAAGGAGCACAAACCUUUCAAUUGGUUACGGAGAAGAAGACUUUCUACCUGACGGCGGAUUCACCCAACAUUCUGGAAGAGUGGAUCCGAGUUUUGCAAAACAUCCUAAAAGUUCAGGCCAGCAGCCCAGUCAGUGUGGAGCCCACCUCCGCCAAGCCCACUGUGACAGGCUGGCUCACUAAGGUCAAACAUGGGCAUUCCAAGCUGGUGUGGUGCCGUUUGGUCGGAAAGGUCUUCUAUUACUAUCGUAACCAGGAAGACAAGCUGCCCUUGGGCCAGCUGCAACUGCGCUCGGCGUCCGUCCAGGAAGUGGACCGCUCGUGCGACUCAGACGAGGACUACGAGGCGGGCGUCCGCGGCGGCUUCCUGUCAUCACAUUGCACCCUGGUGCUAAAGCCCACCAACCAGAGCCCCUCGUACCUCCUCGUCGGCACCAAACAGGAAAAGGACGCAUGGUUGUACCACUUGUGCGUGGCGGCGGGAAGUGGCGGCAACCUGAAGGUGGGCACCGAGUGCGAGCAGCUCAUCGGUAAACUGCUGGACGCAGACGGAUAUGCAGAAUGCAGCCUGUGGCAGAGCGACGCCCUGAGCUUCUCCAAGGAAGGUCUGCGCUCGCCGCUCACCACGUUGCCCUCGGACGCCCUGCAGACGGAAGCGCUCAAGCUCUUCAAGUCAUGCCAGCUGUUCAUCAACGUGCUCGUGGAGUCUCCGUGCGUAGACUACCACACAUCGCUGGCGCAGAACGCCCUGCAAGUAUGCCUGUCACACCCGGAGCUGCACAACGAGAUGUACUGCCAACUCAUCAAGCAGACCAACCGCCGCACGCCGCACAACUACUCCGUCACGCAGUGCUGGCAGCUGCUGUCGUUGUGCGUGGCGCUCUUCCUUCCCCAGCAGCACUUCCUCUGGUACCUCAGGCAGCACCUGCGUCGAAAUGCCGAACCCAGUAGCGACGUGGGCAAGUACGCAGUGUAUUGCCAGCGCUCCCUGGAGCGAACGCUGCACAACGGCGAGCGGGAGGCCAAACCAUCACGCAUGGAGAUCGUCUCCAUCCUUCUGAGAAACCCCUACCACCAUUCCUUGCCCUUCAGCAUCCCCGUGCACUUUAUGAACAACACUUACCAGGUAGUGGGUUUUGAUGGCUCCACCACUGUGGAGGAGUUCCUCAACACUCUGAACCAGAGGAUAGGCAUGCGGAGUCCUCAGCUGUCCGGUUUUGCUCUCUUUACUGAUGACCCGUCCGGAAAAGACCUGGAGCACUGCUUGCUGCCCACUGCCAAGAUUUGUGACGUUAUUUCCAAGUGGGAGCAGGCCCUCAAGGAGCAGCACCCGGGGAAGAAUGAGGGCACGCGGAUUGUACGGUUAACUUACAAGAACAGGCUUUGCUUCCGCUCUCAGGUCAAGGGCGAGACGGAGCGCGAGCGCCUCCUGCUGGCCCAUCAGGUGAAUGACAACGUGCAGCAGGGCCACUUCCCCGUCAACAAAGAGCUGGCGCUGGAGGUGGCUGCCCUCAUGGCGCAGGUGGAACACGGCGAUCUGGAGCGAACGGCCGCCGCCCCUCCCUCAGCCUCCUCGCCCGCUUCGCCUCAACCCAAAUCUCAGCUGUUGCUCCUGCAGGCAUUGGAGCGCUUCUACCCCAAACGCUACAAACACAAUUGCGGCGCCGAGCAGCUCAGGGAGCUGAGCGAGCGUUUGUCGGCCAGGUGGUCCAUGCUACGCGGCUGCAGCGCGGCCGAGUGUGUGAGAAUUUACUUGACGGUGGCGCGCGGGUGGCCCCUGUUUGGGGCCAAACUCUUCAGCGUCAAGGCUGUGCCACCCGCGCCUCACGAGCAAGGCCCGGCCUGGUUGGCCGUUAACGAGGACGGGCUUUGCGUGUUGGACUACGCCAUGCACACGCUGGCCUCGUACAGCUACCGGUCGGUGGUCACCUUUGGCGGCUGCUGCGACGACUUCUUGCUGGUAGCCAGCCAGCAGACAGAGUCGGGAUGCGGGAAGAAGAGCGUGGAGAAGCUGCUGUUCGCCAUGGCCAAACCAAAGAUCCUGGAGUUGACGCUCCUCAUGGCCAGCUACAUGAACCACUGGACCCCGGGCGCUCCGUCCAAUACCUCCCAGGAGCCCCAAGCGCACUGGGAUGCGAAUGCCCGCCACUUCCCCACCAUGAACUACACCACCAAGGUCCCCACGCUACUCUGACCGCCGUGGCUAAAAGUGCCUAGCUCAAGUUUCCUUUAUUUGUCUUUAGCCUGCUCCCUAAAAUGUGUUACUAAGGAACAAUCAUUCGGUAAGAUACAAUGAACACCUUUCCCACGUCAUGGUUUUGACUUGGUUUGAAAUUGUGACAGAAAAGUAGAUUCUACGAGGUACUUUUUCUUAUUCUUUCAUCUUUAUUAGUGUUUAUCAGGACCAUGGGACAAAAUUCAUUCUCCAUCAU